AGUUCUCGAGCCCCGCCCCCGAGGCUCGAGGCCACGCCCUUUGCCCUUUGUGACGUUGCCCCGCGCCCCGCUGCACCCCCAUAGCCCGUGCCGGGCACCCCGGCUCUCUGCGGCUUUGGCCCGUUGGAGGCCGCUCCGGUCGAGAAAACGCCAAAGCCAGGCAGAUCAGUCCGGGGCCAUGGGGAGGCAGGCUACGAGCUUCCUUCUCUCCUUCCUCUCCGCAGCACUGCUCCUGCCUCCGCUGCCUGCCGAGGAUUCGACCCCUGCGGCUACCCCAGGCAGUCCUCUCUCCGAUCCGGAGUAUGAAAAGUUCUUCGACCUGUUUAAGCCCCGCUGGAAGGCAGAGACCAUGUGCCGGCUCCGAGCCACCCUGGGCUGCCGGAACCCCACCAUCGUCCAGUUGGACCAAUAUGAAAACCACGGCCUGGUGCCUGAUGGAGCCGUCUGCUCUGACCUUCCUUACGCCUCCUGGUUUGAGUCCUUCUGUCAGUUUUGUCAGUAUCGUUGCUCCAAUCACCAGUACUAUGCCAAGAGAGUCCGCUGCUCCCAGCCUGUCUCAAUUCUCUCACCUAACUCUGGUAAAGAGCCCGACCCUGCUGAAGCUUCCACCACCAUGGGGUCUUCCACUGCGUCCUCCCUUACCACAGGUACCGAGCGCCAGGUCUUCCAGCCGUGGCCCGAGAGACUCCACAACAAUGUGGAAGAGUUGCUACAGUCCUCUUUGUCCUUGGGAGGCAAGGACGGAGGGCAUGAGGAUAAGCAGAAGACCCCGACAGAGAAGUACAAGCAGGAGAAGGCUCAGGAGCAAGAAGAGGAAGAGGAGCAGGAAGAAGAAGAAUAUGAGGAGGAAGGAAUGGGGACAGGAGAGGCUGGAAUUGCUGCUCUGGAUGGGCUACAGACAGACGAAGAGACCAAAGCCCGGCUCCUGAGCAAAUCUCUCUCCUCCAACCUUUUCACCUUCACACCCCAGGCGCGGGAAGUGGACUCCACCCCGUUGAUGAUGGAGAACAUCCAGGAGCUCAUUCGGUCCGCUCAGGGCUUGGAUGAAAUGAGCGAACUGUACGAUGAGGAGUCCAUCUGGAAAAACCAGAGCCCUGGCAGCCUCCUGCAGAUGCCCCACUCGGACUCGAUGAUGGCUUUGUGCUAUUCUAUUAUGGAGAACACCUGCAUCAUAACCCCCACAGCCAAGGCCUGGCGGUACUUGGAAGAUGAGAACCUUGGUUUUGGAAAGCUGGUCUGUGACAACCUUGGCCGGCGGCACAUCUCCUCCUGCGACCUCUGCGCCUUCUGCUCCCUGAAGCUGGAGCAGUGCCUCUCGGAGGCCAACCUGCAGCGGCAGCAGUGUGACAGGUCCCACAAGACGCCCUUCAUCAGCCCCUUGCUGACGUCACAGAGCAUGUCCAUCGGCACCCAGGUUGGGAGCUCCCAGUCCGGCCGCUUCUAUGGGAUGGACAUGUAUGGUGGGCUCCGCAUGGACUUCUGGUGCGCCCGGCUGGCCACCAAGGGCUGUGAAGAUGCCCGAGUGGCUGGCUGGCUCAAGUCUGAGUUCCUGAGUUUCCAAGAUGGGGAUUUCCCCACCAAGAUCUGUGACACAGACUAUAUACAGUACCCAAACUUCUGCACCUUUAAAAGUCAACAGUGUCUGAUGAGAAACCGGGACAGAAAGGUGUCCCGCAUGAGAUGUUUGCAGAACGAGACAUAUAGCGUCCUGACACAAGACAAGAGCGAGGACAUCGUGCUGCGGUGGAGCCAGGAGUUCAGCACCUUGACGCUAGGCCAGUCCGGAUGA
This is a messenger RNA of Suncus etruscus (white-toothed pygmy shrew), 1789 nucleotides long. RefSeq names its product acrosin binding protein (gene ACRBP). Gene Ontology annotation, cellular component: nucleus; acrosomal vesicle. Bases 179 to 1789 code for a protein of 536 amino acids. The record is from RefSeq and is a predicted model, not a curated record. The transcript has 10 exons. NCBI's taxonomy places the organism in Eukaryota, Metazoa, Chordata, Mammalia, Eulipotyphla, Soricidae.